Drosophila mauritiana is the source of this 1735-nucleotide messenger RNA. RefSeq lists its product as uncharacterized. The coding region runs from base 58 to 1650 and encodes 530 amino acids. Lineage: Eukaryota; Metazoa; Arthropoda; Insecta; Diptera; Drosophilidae. The record is from RefSeq and is a predicted model, not a curated record. The transcript has 3 exons. Gene Ontology annotation, molecular function: transmembrane transporter activity. Gene Ontology annotation, biological process: transmembrane transport. Gene Ontology annotation, cellular component: membrane.
CUCUAUCGGAGCAGGUUGUCUUCGCAAUAGAGUGAAAUAGAUACAAAGCGAUCGGAAAUGCAGAACGAUAAGUUUGCCCCACCGCCGUUGGCCAUGCAAAACGACAAGUACCCGCCGCCAAUAGGCUUCUAUCCUCCACAAGGACAGCCAGGAUAUCCACAACCAUCUGCACAGCCAGGAUAUCCUCAGCCAGGGCAGCCGCAACACAUCACACCGGCGGAGACAUACGGACCACCACCACCGCCAAUGCCCCCGCGGGAUCCACACACCAGAGUGGAUCCACCAGGAGGAUGCUUUCAGCGCAACCAAAAGAACAAACCUCAAUCCAAUGCUGUGGGCGCAGCUGGUCUCAUCUUUAUCUCUGGAGGUAUGAACAUAGCGUGGGCGAUUGGGUUCCGAGGACCAAUCUAUUACCAAACCAGCAAGCACAAUUACAUUGCCUGGUUCAUAGGUGCAAUUAUUGGAGCUUUGGUAACGAUGGCGCUGACCAACAAGGUGGCCAAAAAAUAUGUUCUGCAAUUUUCUUCAGUGUUGGUGACCAUCGGUGGAUUGGUUAUUGCCUGCACCCACCAUAAUGGAGCUGGAACCACGGCAGCAUGUUACCUAGAUGGAAUUGCAAAUGGUCUGGUAUUUGCCCCAUUUAUGGCCUUGGUCGGAGAGAUCUCGGUUCCUUAUAUGAGGGGCAUGGCCAGUGCCACCUUGGAGCAAUUGUGCUUUGGAACCGGUAUACUUCUUCAGAUCAUUUAUGUGUCGAGUUGGACAUAUUCUUCGUAUAUGACAUACAAUGGUUUUACGUCCGAGAAUAUGAAAGGUGUGCUGAGCACAAUCUACGGCGUUUUGGCCCUUAUUAUGGGCUCAUUUUUUACCAUCGAAUCGCCGGUUCUGAUGCUGGCCAACAACGAAGAACAGGCGGCCAUUGACGCACUGCGUCGUCUACAAAAGCCUGCCGUGCUAACCGAGGAAACCUACGAGCUGCUGGCGGAGCACAAACGCUACUUGGCCUACAACAAGAACAUGUCAAAGGGUGAAAGCAUUUCCAAAGCGCUGCCCACCUUCAUGAGACUUGCAUACCUGCGCGCCCUGAAUGCGAUGAGCAUCUCCAGCUUUGUGGUCAUCACUUAUUCCGUUUCGAUCAUAGUCUCCAAUGAAUUAGGAAAUGCGAACGCCUUGUACAUAGGAUUCGCCUUUUGCCGUUGGUUGGGAUCCCUAAUCCCAUCCUUUUUCAUGGAGUCCUUGGGCCGAAAGAAGCCCGCGGUCUUUGGCCUGCUCGUAAGCUGCGGCUUGGCCUUUGUCGUGGGUUCACAGUACAAUUUGUAUACGUAUAUGAGCCAUGUGAUCGUCUUGAUAAUGAUCUUCGAGCUCUUUGCGGGUAUGGCCUUCUCUUCCAACUCGGCCUACCUGGCGGAGGCAUAUCCCAUGGGAGUUAAGCAGCACUUUAUCGGUUUUACUUUCAUCACCGAAAUAUUUGUCUUCCUCAUCAUAAAUGUCUGUGACUUCAAUUUGGCUCAAGGAUACAACUACUUCUACGUCAUGGGAGCCAUGUACCUGGCGGGAGUCAUUCUCGGAGUCCUUACACUGCCGGAGACAAGGAGGAUGACCUUGCAAGGUGCCCAGGAGCAGUUCAAUAAAUUCGUUAACUUCCGCUUUUAAUGUUCAAAGGAAUUAUAGAUUAAUAAAUCUGCUAUUAAACUGCAAGAGGUCAAAGGCCUCUGUAUUCCUCCACAUAACGAUACUC